Blumeria graminis f. sp. triticale is the source of this 2997-nucleotide messenger RNA. The record is from the annotation of a GenBank genome assembly. Lineage: Eukaryota; Fungi; Ascomycota; Leotiomycetes; Helotiales; Erysiphaceae.
AUGAAGAUUUUUACAUACAAAAUUUGGGAAUCUAAUUCUGACAAUUCUGGAAUAGAUGUUCACCACCAAAAUCCUAAAUUAUCUCUACCUUCAAUAAUUCGAGACUCCGAUGAUUCAGAAAGCGACGAUUCUCCACCCGAUAUACCUGAGAACCUUCAAAUCUUGAAUGCUAGCAACAUUUCUGAAAAUACUUUGCCUAAAAUUCAUGCAUACAAUGAGGAUCCCACCGAAUCACGAUCUAUUCCCCAAAUUUUAAUUGGAACCAAAGAUAUUACCAAUACAAAAAUUGAAGUCCAAUCGCGAGCCAUCGAACCAGAAACCACUGUACCUAUGCCCAUGACAGGAAGAUAUUCUCUUCGCCCGAGAUCGAUUGCAGGGAACAAGCGCAAAAGAAGUCACCAGUCUGAAAAUAGAGGAGACGAAUCAUCCAACACAAGAUCAAUCUCUACUAUUAUUGGGGAUAGAGAUACAGAAAAUACAGCUGGCUUUUAUAGCAAUAUUAUCCAAAGUCAGGAAAAAAGUAUAGAUUUAGAAAGAGAGAAUCCCGAUAUCCCACCUUUAAAUAUAGAUGGCUUGGGAAGUGUUGUGGAAGGGACAGAGAUUCAAGAUGAAGAUGACUCCCGAGCUCUAAAGCGACGCAAGGUUGACCUACCCUUACCAUACAUCGAAGGUUCAAACUUUAACACAAAUGAUAAAAAUAAAGGGAAAGAGAGAGAAUACAUGACUCCUGAUGACCAAAUUAGAGAAGUUAUUAUUGAGAAUAAAAUAGAACCCUUGAAAUAUCAAACCACCUCAGAUCUUGAUACAAACCCAGUAACAGCAGGUAUUGCUUGUGAUUUGGAAAACAAACACGGACCAAAUGACGAGGAAAAGAAUAAUAGCAAUGAACCAAGUCCCGAAGAAAAUUUGAAGCACAUCUCUCCCAGCCAUGAAGUAAUAAUUGUUGAUAAUUCGGAAAGUAGCUCGUCAGAAGACGAAGAAUUAGAUGCCCAAGCCGAACAAAAUGAAGGGCCUAACCCUGCGAAAGAAUCGAAAAAUCUCAAACAGUCAAGAAGAGCAAAAAACGAACGAACAAGGCUUGAAGGAUUCCACAGUAACUUAUUAACAAUGUGGGAUGAUUUGCAAAAUCUUCCAAAGAUUGAAGGGGUAUCAAUGGAACAGCCAAAAAAUAUCAGUCGCAAGCUGAAACCAUUCCAGCUCCAGGGCGUUGCUUGGAUGAAAGCAAUGGAAAAAACCAAGUGGAGAGGUGGCUUAUUAGGUGACGAAAUGGGUAUGGGCAAGACAAUACAAGCUGUCUCAUUGAUUAUGUCCGACUGGCCUACAGAGCAGCCAUCACUUGUACUAGUUCCACCAGUAGCACUGUUACAAUGGCAUCAGGAAAUGAACUCUUACACAGAUGGAACUCUAAAAACAUUCAUAUAUCAUGGAACUAACUCUAAAUCAAAGGGAAUAUCUGAAGAAGAAUUACGUGAGUAUAAUGUUAUUCUAAUGUCUUACAACAGUUUAGAAUCAAUGUAUCGAAGACAGGAAAAGGGGUUUAAACGCAAAAAUUGUAUGCAAAAGGAAGUAAGUGUGAUACACAAGAUAAAUUUUCACAGGGUAAUACUUGACGAAGCGCAUAGCAUUAAGUCACGUAACUCUAAUUCCGCAAAAGCUUGUUUUGCAUUAAAAGCAAAUCACAAAUGGUGUCUAUCAGGAACUCCUCUACAAAAUAGAAUCGGUGAAUUCUUUUCGUUGAUCCGCUUCCUGGAAGUAAAACCAUUCACGUCCUACAUGUGUCAGCAGUGUCCUUGCCAAAUUGAUAGCUGGAAUAUGACAGGCUCCAUGAAAUGUGUGAAUUGCUCACAUAGUGGAAUGCGACAUAUAUCCGUUUUUAACCAUGAGCUUCUCAACCCAAUUCAAAAGUUCGGUAAUUAUGGAACAGGGGCUCAAGCUCUCAGCAGAUUAAGAAUUUUGACUGACCGAAUUAUGUUACGUCGGAAUAAGCGCGAUCACUCAUCUGCGAUGGAGCUUCCUGCGAAAGAAAUCCAAGUUGAUCGUCAAUUUUUCGGUGAAGAAGAGAACGAUUUUGCUGGAAGUAUCAUGAAUAAUGGCACUAGAAAAUUUGAGACCUACGUUUCUCAAGGUGUCGUGCUCAACAACUAUGCAAAUAUAUUUGGUCUUAUCUUACAAAUGCGGCAAGUUGCCGAUCAUCCGGACCUAAUUUUGAAGAAACAAGGCGAGGGUGGCCAAAAUGUACUCUUUUGCUGUAUAUGUGAUGAGAUAGCUGAGGAAGCUAUUCGAUCAGUUUGCAGACACGACUUCUGUCGUGAGUGCGCUAAGAAUUACUUGAAAUCUUCAGAAAAUCCCGAUUGUCCUCAGUGUCACAUAAAACUUAGUAUUGACAUAGAACAGCCUGACAUUGAGCAAGAUGAUGCAAUGGUAAAAAAAUCAUCCAUCAUAAAUCGAAUUAAAAUGGAGGACUGGACUUCAUCUUCCAAAAUUGAAGCCUUAGUUCAUGAUCUAUACAAGCUUCGUUCCAAGAACAUGUCACAUAAAUCAAUCAUUUUCAGCCAAUUCACCAGUAUGCUUCAGCUGAUCGAAUGGCGCCUACGUCGUGCAGGAAUCACAACUGUUAUGCUGGACGGAUCAAUGACUCCCGCUCAACGUCAAGCAUCCAUCAAUCAUUUCAUGAAAGAUGUAGAUGUAGAAUGUUUCCUUGUUUCUCUCAAAGCUGGAGGGGUUGCUUUGAAUCUGACAGAAGCCUCGAAAGUAUUUAUAGUAGACCCUUGGUGGAACCCGGCAGCUGAGUGGCAAAGUGCCGAUCGCUGCCAUCGCAUUGGACAAGCUAGACCCUGUUCCAUAACAAGGCUUUGUAUUGAAGACUCCGUUGAGAGUCGAAUGGUCUUGCUCCAGGAAAAGAAAGCCAAUAUGAUUAACUCUACUAUAAAUUCAGAUGAUAGGGCUAUGGAGAGCUUAACUCCAGAAGACAUGCAAUUUUUGUUCCGUGGAAGCUGA